AAGUCUCGCGAGAGGCGGGAGUCGAGUCCUUUCGCGCGGGAGAGGCGGCUGCGUUCCUUUUGAAGUGAAGCCGGGAUCGUAAUGGAGCGCGCGGCGACUUCGGGAACGACGGUGGCCGCGAGGGCCCCGAACUUGCCUUGGGUGGAAAAAUACCGACCUCAGACUCUGGGAGAUCUGAUUUCUCAUCAGGAUAUUCUGAGUACCAUUCAGAAAUUCAUCAGUGAAGACCGGUUGCCUCAUCUUCUUCUCUAUGGGCCUCCAGGGACAGGAAAGACCUCUACUAUUUUGGCCUGUGCGAAACAACUUUACAAAGGCAAAGAAUUCGGGUCGAUGGUUCUGGAACUGAAUGCUUCAGACGACCGGGGUAUUGAUAUUGUCAGAGGACCUAUCCUGAAUUUUGCCAGCACAAGGACUAUCUUUAAGAAAGGCUUUAAGCUGGUGAUUUUGGAUGAAGCCGAUGCCAUGACACAGGAUGCUCAGAAUGCCUUGAGGCGUGUGAUUGAAAAAUUCACGGAGAACACACGGUUUUGCCUGAUCUGCAACUACCUCUCCAAGGUAAUCCCAGCUUUGCAAUCCAGAUGCACAAGAUUCCGCUUUGGGCCCCUGACGCCGGACCUGAUGGUUCCCCGCCUGCAGCAUGUUACAGAGGAGGAAAAAGUUGACAUAAGCGAUGAUGGAAUGAAGGCCCUGGUGACACUGUCUAACGGGGAUAUGCGCAGGGCUCUGAACAUCUUACAGAGCACUAACAUGGCCUUCGGGAAAGUAACUGAGGAGACUGUCUACACCUGCACGGGGCAGCCUCUCAAGACUGACAUUGCCAACAUCUUGGACUGGAUGCUGAACCAAGAUUUCACCACCGCCUAUCGCAAUAUCAUGGAGCUGAAAACGCUGAAAGGCCUGGCUCUUCAAGACAUCCUGACUGAGAUUCACUUGUUCGUGCAUCGAGUUGACUUCCCAUCAUCUGUACGGAUCCAACUCCUGAUCAAGAUGGCGGAUGUCGAGCAUCGUCUGGCUGCAGGGACAAGUGAGAAGAUUCAGCUGGGAGCCCUGGUUGCUGCCUUCCAAGUCACCAGAGAUCUGAUCGUAGCUGAGGCCUAGGCCCAGGGAGGACUAGGUCCUUGCUUGGUUUUCCACCAACCAUCUCCUAUUGAAUUCUGGGUAGCUCCCCGAGGCUGGAGAUUUUUGGGGCGAUUGAAGAUGGCAGUUCAAAGCUGCGAGCACCUGCUCACAGGGUUCAGCCCAUAUCCUGUUUCACGAAGGCUUAGUUUAUCUGGACUUGGACCAGCUUCUAGCUAUCGGUACUGUUUUCCUACCAGUUUCACAAUUGGGUAAAGGCCUUCAGGCGUCUGUCGUCAGCCAAACUGUACUCUCGGCAAGAGAGAAGACUCAAAACCUAUUUGAGUUGGGGAGGGAUGUGUGCACUUGCUGCUUUAUAACACUGAGAGAUGCUUCUGUUUAAGCUUGUGGACUUUCAGCCACAAUUCCUCUAAAAAUCAUAAGGUUUUACUAGCCCGUAUUAAAACUCAAAUAAUGGAAGGGCAAUGAUUGACUUCUUUUUGUUAAGGACUCCCUACCUCUGAGGCCUGCAAAAAGAGGCAGCAGGGCAGAGAUUAUACUUUGCAUCUUUCCCCAGUAUUAGUAAAUCCGUGUAAGUGUGUAACUAGCACUACAGGAGAAGGGCACUCCAUGUGCUUGCUUUCUGCUUGCAAGGAAACUGUAAGCAAACAUUAAAAGUGUAACGAUGCAGCUUAUUCAUCCCCGUGAGGCUGCAUGUAGAGACCAGGUUUAAGUAUUUUGCUGUCAGGGAGCAUCUUGAGCUUAUUCUGUAGUGGAGGAAUCUGGAAGGGAGUCAGUGGAUCCAGCCCACAGGUCAUGUGUACUAAUCAGGGGCUUUAUUACUUCCUUUUGAAACAAGUUAUAAGGGUGAUGAUCCCUGAGGGGUGGAAGGGGGAAAAUUGCCUGGUGAACUCUCCUGGACAGCCCUUUGCUCUAGAUAAAAUGAAGCGUGAUCUAGCAAUAGCAGGUGGGCAGCAAUAAUAAACUGGCCUAUGAAGACUCCAGGUUUCCUUAAAGGCAGGAACCAGAAUUUUGUUUUGCCUUUCAUGUAAGAACCUAACUCCAUAGUUGAAAACUGUUUCUUUCUCCUGAUGGUAGACUUGGUCACUGUGUGACAACUGCCAAGUCAAAAGCACAGAAAGACCACCACCUCAGUGACAUUACCCAUUGCCAAAAAUAGUUCGUUUGGUUAACCUACGAUGCUAGAGUUAAUGGGCCGCAGUGACUCCGGGAAAUAUGAGCAAGCAUUAGACUUGCCCAGAUCUGUUGCGAAUAAAAAUAUUUUGUCAUUA
This is a messenger RNA of Sphaerodactylus townsendi, 2348 nucleotides long. RefSeq names its product replication factor C subunit 5 (gene RFC5). NCBI's taxonomy places the organism in Eukaryota, Metazoa, Chordata, Lepidosauria, Squamata, Sphaerodactylidae. The record is from RefSeq and is a predicted model, not a curated record. The coding region runs from base 82 to 1098 and encodes 338 amino acids. Gene Ontology annotation, molecular function: DNA clamp loader activity; ATP hydrolysis activity; DNA binding. The transcript has 11 exons. Gene Ontology annotation, cellular component: DNA replication factor C complex; nucleus. Gene Ontology annotation, biological process: DNA repair; DNA-templated DNA replication.